Messenger RNA from Lasiosphaeria miniovina, 1273 nucleotides. Its product is annotated as alpha-ketoglutarate-dependent sulfonate dioxygenase. The transcript has 4 exons. Gene Ontology annotation, molecular function: 2-oxoglutarate-dependent dioxygenase activity. Bases 1 to 1122 code for a protein of 373 amino acids. NCBI's taxonomy places the organism in Eukaryota, Fungi, Ascomycota, Sordariomycetes, Sordariales, Lasiosphaeriaceae. Gene Ontology annotation, cellular component: cytoplasm. The record is from RefSeq and is a predicted model, not a curated record.
AUGGCUCACCUCGAAGCUCGGAAGCACGUCUCACCUGACUCGGGGUUUCCCAUCACGCUCCACCCCAGCUUCAACCCCAAGAUCAAGCAACACUCGCCCCCGGAGCCGCCUCGCAUCGAGAUCGUCCCCGAGAAAGACCGAGCGUUGUUCGCAGACCCCAAGAAGAAGGCACUACUUGCAGUAGCCAAGCGCGUCGAUCUGACCGAGUCUGUCGGGACUGUCCUCGAAGAUGUGCAGCUGUCGCAGCUCAACGGAGCCCAGCUGGACGAGCUGGCCCUACUCGUCACCGAGCGCGGCGUCGUCUUCUUCCGCGACCAGGACCUAACGACCGAGGGCCAGGUCGAGCUGUUCGGGCACUACGGCAUCUUGGACCGGCACCCAGCGCAGAAGGACACGCAGCACGUCGUCAUCCGCGGCAGCCGCGAGGACCACCGCGAGCUGCUCAAGUACACGCCCUGGCCGUCUGGCGACUUCCACGCCGACACGUCCUUCGAGAUCAACCCACCGUCGUACUCGAUGCUGCGCAUGGAAGAGCACCCAGCCGUCGGCGGCGACACGGCCUGGGUGUCGACCUACGGCCUCUAUGACGCUCUAAGUGACGCCAUGAAGAAGUUUGUGGAUGGCCUGCACGCGGUGCACACGUCGCGUCUGCAGUACGACACGAUUCUCGAUCUCUGGGGCACUGGCCCCAACCGCGCGCCCGUCGACUCGCACCACCCGGCCGUGAGAAGCCAUCCGGUGACGGGGCUCAAGGCGCUCAACGUCAACCCGGGCUUCGUGACGGGCUUCGCCGAGCUCAAAAAGUACGAGUCGGACAAGCUGCUCGACUUUUUCGCCUACCAUAUCCAUUCAGCCGACGACCACGCCGUGCGCUGGAAGUGGUCCGUCGGCGGUGUCGCCAUGUGGGACAACAGAUGCACGAACCACCGCGUGAUUCCCGGGACGUAUGAGGCGCCGCGGAGGGGCAUCAGGACGACCGUCUUUGGAGAGAAGCCGUAUUUUGAUCCCACCAGCGAGGGCCGCGCUGAGCGUCAGAAGAGGCUCAAAGAAAAAGAGGUAAAGGGCAAGGAUGCCGUCGAAGUGGUUAAGCUGGGCGGCCCCAACAGCUUUACGCCUGCUUGAGUCUGCUUGGCGGGAUACAGGAACUGCGGCUAUACCUUUAUUGACAAGUUGGAAAGAUCGUAACUCGCGGUCUUAUUAUUUGGGAAGGGGAUGUAUCUGUGCAACAGCGAGGAUAAGCCCGCAGAGCUCAGUGGUAGAGCGCGUCACUAGU